Molecule: messenger RNA, 1651 nt
Organism: Phalaenopsis equestris
Lineage: Eukaryota; Viridiplantae; Streptophyta; Magnoliopsida; Asparagales; Orchidaceae
Product: F-box protein SKP2A
Exons: 5
Coding region: 282-1382 (366 amino acids)
Biological process (GO): SCF-dependent proteasomal ubiquitin-dependent protein catabolic process
Cellular component (GO): SCF ubiquitin ligase complex
Molecular function (GO): protein binding
Source: RefSeq, a predicted model, not a curated record
UACUCUCUAACCGCCACGUGUCAUCCCUACCGCCAAAGUGGUCUUCUUCGUACUCUUCUUUUCCUCGAGUCUUCUCCAGCCCCAAGCUGCAAUCCAUUUCUCCUCAGACGUUACAGCUAUAUAUAUAUUUAAACGCUCCGAUAAGUCGAGGUAGAGAGAGAAAGAGAGAGAGAGCGAGGGAGGGAGGAAGGUAGACGGAACCAUCGUCAGCACGCGGCCCUUCAUCCUCCUUUGGAGGGAUUCUAUUUGUUUUUUUUCUCGAGGAGGGGCUACUAAGGAGAAUGGUUGGAGGGAGGCCUGUGACUGGGAAUUUGGAUAUGUGGUUUAAGAGUCUUAUGGUUUUCGACGGCCGAGGUAAAAUCGAAACUGGAGCUGCAAUAACGGGGUGGAAGGACCUUCCAAUGGAGCUUCUGAUGAGGAUUCUAGCACUUGGUGAUGAUCGGAUGGCUAUCGUCGCAUCAGGUGUCUGCACUGGUUGGAGAGAUGCAGUUUGCUUUGGGCUUAGUCGGCUCUGCUUGUCAUGGUGCAAGGAACACAUGAACAAUCUUGUUCUUUCACUUGCUCCCAAGUUCACAAAACUUCAAGUACUAAGUUUGCGGCAAAACAAACCUCAAGUUGAGGAUACUGCUCUUCAGACCAUUGCAAAUUAUUGUCACGAUUUGUGUGAUUUGGACCUCAGCAAAAGCCAAAAAUUAAGUGAUAUCUCACUGUAUGCUUUAGCACAUGGAUGUCCAAAGCUUACCAAACUUAACAUCAGUGGUUGCACAGCCUUCAGUGAUUCUGCCCUAGCAUAUCUAACAAGCUUCUGCACAAAACUGAAAUACCUCAAUCUCUGUGGAUGUGUGAAAGCUGCAUCGGAUAGGGCUUUGCAGGCAAUUGCAUACAACUGCCGGCAGUUACAGUCUCUAAUCCUAGGCUGGUGUGAAGGUGUGACUGAUAAAGGAGUGAUUUGUUUGGCGCUAGGUUGCCCUGAUCUCAGGGCUAUUGAUUUGUGCGGCUGUGUCCUUAUAACUGAUGAGAGCGUGAUUGCUUUGGCAAAUGGAUGCCCUCGACUGAGAUCCUUAGGCCUAUACUAUUGCCAGAACAUUACUGACAGAGCAAUGUACUCCCUGGCCAACAGCCGCCUGAAGAGCAAGCACUGUUCAUGGGCCUCCAUUCAUGAAAGUAGCAACGGCGAAGAGGGACUCAUGAACCUCAACAUCAGCCAGUGCACGGCUCUGACCCCUCCUGCCGUUCAGGCCGUGUGCGACUCCUUCCCUGCGCUCCACACCUGUCCCGAACGGCAUUCCCUCAUCAUCAGUGGCUGCCUCAGCCUGACAGCAGUCCACUGCGUUUGUGCUGUUCAGAAUCAUCGCCCGGGCAGAGCAGGGCUCUCUCACUAAAGCUUUUUACAGCUGCUGUUGAUAAGGAUCUUGGAGGAGAAAAAUGGUUUGUACAUAUUAAGUAUUAUGCAAAUGCCCGGGUUUAAACUGUGCCUGGGUGGGGUUGUUUGAGCUUGGAUGGUAGGUAUAAACUAGUGAGCAUCAUUUGGAAUGUUGUUUUGGGUAUAUUUUAUUAAUUUCCCUGUCUUGCAACUUUGUCUAAGGAGUUGUGUUAGUCCAGCAUAUUAUUUUUGAGUUAUUUAUAGAUAUGUUUAGCAUUGAGGUUGCUA